UUUUUUUUUAUUGUAAAUUGAGAGGGAUUAUGGGAAAUAGCUUCAGUACUCAAGAAUUAAAAGAGAAAAUACACCAAGAUUUAAAAAUAGAUGUAGCAUUUCCAUUUUUCCCUUCAGACAGAAAAUCUGGUUCGAGCGCGUGCUGUGUUGUGGAUACAGAUUGGAUCGACAAGUUAACCCAUCCCAGUGACAACAAUGAAGCUUUUAUAUUAAGACGACCCGGAUAUUCUCGAAAAACAAACGAUGCAGGUUCAACUAAUUCUCAAAAACAAUCUCCAACUGUAAAUAUAUAUGUCACUGUAUUAUCUAAAGCCAGCGCCAACGGCUUAUCACUUUAUGAAUCUUCAGUUAUGUCAUCAGUUAAAAGCAACAAUAUCCAUACACAGGAUAAAUGGCCAUUGAUUGAAUAUAUCCAAUCCUUAUUGGAAGGAAAAGGAGCCGAUCAAAAGAUCGAAUCUUUAAAGGACAUAUUUAACGAUUAUGAAGCCAUGUUCGAUGACAGAAAGGAAACGCAUGAUAUAUUCGUCCAUAGGGUAAGGAAUCUUUUAUGGCCCAAUUGCCAUUGGUAUAAAAAACUCUUGAUUAAGGAAGACGACUCGAUUACGUUGCAAAAAAAAGUCGAGAAAGACAUUGAUUUAAUAGAAGCAGACACAUCCAACUCGAAUUUACCCGACGUUUUUUCCUUGAUUGAAACCAAUCAUGCAUAUUAUUUCUUGGCUUCGUAUCGUGGUGCUACAUUACAAGACUUGAUCACUUACAAUCCCGGUGUCCUCAGCUCGAAUCUAAAAAAAUCUUUCAUCACUUAUCAACUUUUACGUGUCAUUGCAAGUUUACACAGCCGAGGAGUUCUGCACGGAAGUCUAAAAGCAUCGAAUAUUUUAGUGGAUGAAAAUUUGUGGAUUCAAUUGGCUGGAAUCGAGUUUGAACCAAACCCAAAAGAUUUUGAUAUGAGAAGUUGGAUCCAUGAUAGAAAAGUACUAAAGAUGACAAAGCAUUUACCCCAAGAACCUCUGGUUGUGAGUUGGGUAAAAGGUGAAAUAUCUAACUUUUCUUAUCUGAUGGCCUUGAACCAUUUGGCAGGCAGAAGAGAAGGGGAUCCCAAUUUUUAUCCCAUCUUACCUUGGAUUACAGAUUUCUCGGGGGAUUCGAUUGAGGAUGGCUGGAGAAAUUUUACGCAGACAAAGUUUAGAAUCAACAAGGGCGAUGAGCAACUCGAUUUUACUUUUGAUGGACCCGUACCUCAUCAUAUCACAGAUAUUUUAUCGGAUAUCACUUAUUAUGUCUACCAGGCAAGAAAAACACCAAUCCCAGUUUUAUGUCAAUUCGUAAGAUCCAAAUACGAACCCAACGAAUACCCUUCAUCCAUGCAAAGAUUAUACCAAUGGACACCUGAUGAAUGUAUACCCGAAUUCUAUACUGACCCAAGCAUUUUUAAAUCCAUUCACCCCGACAUGCCCGACUUACAAAUACCUCAAUGGGCUGACUCACCUAAGGAUUUUAUACGUAAACAUGCAGAAGCGCUGGAAAGUGAUUACGUUUCUGCUAACCUACACCAUUGGAUUGAUUUAACGUUUGGCAAUGAUCUAACCGGUAAAGGCGCUGUCGAGGCAAAAAAUGUCGCUUUACCUUUAUUAGCUGGUCAGAAUAGUUUUAUGAAACAUGGUAUUAUUCAAUUGUUCAAGGAUAAGCAUCCCCAACGUGGCUGUAAUUGGAACAAGAUGAAAAAAGAAUCUCAUUUAGUGUCAGCUUCGCCUAUAUCAGCAGAGGAUGAUGCGUCAGAUAGAUCAGUUCGAGCAAACCAACCGCAACACAUCACAAACGCUGCGAUUGCUGCAUCCAAGCAACGAUCCAGUAGUAUAAGAACGAGACAUACGCUGUUAUCGAAUAGCAAUAGUAUGGAUAGUGCAACAACAGGGUUACUUUCGACUAUGGUUCAUUCGUCUUCCAUUGCCGGAACUGUGACUACAGCUGCAACCUCCAAUCGAGACCGAACACCGUCGAUUCACUCCACUGCAUCUUCCAUCGAUACCAGCCGUUCACUUCCCUCAUCUUUAAUAGCAACGGCCGAACCUUUUACUUCAGUGCUUCGUACCGAACCAAUCAAAAUGCCUAUAUCCAUUGCAGAAAAUUAUUUUAUUGAUGAUUUGGAUCUGUUUGAAGAUAUGGCAGCAUUUUCAGCCAAAUACAAGUCAAUGGACCGUGCCGAAAUGUUAAUUGUUAAUCCUAUUUAUCCCGAUCCACCUCAUCGAUUUAUGAUUGAUCCUACAGAAACAGUUGAAGCGCCACCUAAACCCUUCUCAGUAGGUGCUGCAUUCGACAUGUAUUGUUUAGGUCAAGUGAUUGAAAGUGUCUAUACUGCUGGAAAUUCCAAAGUGGUGGAUUCGGAUGGAGAGCCUUCUCAAGCACCAGCCAGCGGUUAUUUUGAAGUCGGUAACGGGGAUGUCAGUUACGAUAUUGCUCCUACUGGUAAAGUCGAUGUCUCGUCUGCUGUCACAGGUGUUAUUUCAGCACUGAAAUCAGAGGAUUGGCAAGUCAGACCCACAGCCAAAUCAAUUUUAUGUGCUUCUUUCCCUGUCAUGACUGUACGAGAUCCUCGCUCUUCUUUCCCCUUUCCUGAAACUGUUCCGGAAAUGUAUGAGUAUUUGGCGGCGUUUCAUCAAGCAGAAUGGUCAAGAAGGCUGUAUUUGGCUGAUAAAUGGAUUGAUCGCAUAUGUGAUCUGGAAGAUGAGGCUUUUCUUUUAUUAUUACCGAGUUUCUCUGAAUUAUUCACACACGUCGAAACAAGGAUUGGAUCCAUCAGUCUUUUCCCCAAACUUGCCCAACGCCUCGGACCAGAUAGAGCUCGUAGAUACCUACUAAAGAGAAUCAUAUCCAUGUUUGAAGCAUUACGACCUAAUAUCCCCAAAGUUCUGUUCAACCAAAACAUCAUUUAUGAAUUUGUAAAGAGGUUAGGAAUUUCCGUGUUUUUACAACAGAUGCUUCCCUGUUAUCUUGAAGCACUUGCGAUUCAUGAGGAGGGUCCUAGUGUUGCUGUGGCAACAGAUAAAACCACAUCCAUCACAGACCUCGCGGGCGACUCCCUCGUUCAUAUCUGUGUGAUGCUAGGCCCUAUCUUGACCUCCAAACAUAUUGUACGCCAACUCGUAAAGAUUCUUUUCCGUGAUAAUCAAGUACGCCCUUCACUCGUCAAUACCACGGUGCGCAUCAUUGGCGGAUUUGGCUCGACAUUUACAGCAGUACAGUAUUCUUACUUGAUUAGUUUAAUGGAUGGAUCUGUGACGAGUGCUAAAUUGACGAUGAAGACCACUAAAACCAUAUUUUCGGUACUUACGUUGUUACAAGAAUUGGUGCCAUAUUUAUCGAACGAAGCGCUGGUGACUGAACUCAAAUCUGGAUUUAUUGCCACUUUAUACCAACUAUUGGAACCAUUACCACAAUCUGCCACCGAGGAUAUCAAUUCGAUCUCUCCAGAGCAAUUAAGGUUACGCCUGACCAUCAGUAUGAAAACCAUUGAAUAUUUGUUGAAAGCAAGUCAAAAAUUGACAGUACAAGAAUGGGAAUCUACUAUUGUUUCAACACUUCAAAAAUACUUUUCAGGUUUCUCUAUGGACAUUUCUAGUGAUGAUGAGAGCAAGGAUGAACUUUCUUGUUCAUUGUCCGCACAAAAGAGCUAUCAAAUGAUUUAUGCUUAUUACCGAUUUAUUAUGAUUGUUUCAGAAGAGAAAUUACGCCGUGUGAUACCCACCAGUGAUGCUAUUGAGUCCAUGCUGUAUGAUCACUUUUCCAUCAAGUCAAAAUCACUUUUCGAUAUAACACCCACUAGUUCCAUGUCAUCCUCUCACAUCAGCUCUGUCCAAAAGAAAUUCUUACCAGUUGCUACCACCACCAAAUCAGAAACAACUGCCACUUUACAAAGCGGUAACAAGUUUAUGUCUUGGAUGAUACCGAACAAACGUAUACCUACCGAUCAAGCCACCGAUACAGCUUCCAUCUCCUCCAAGAAAUCUUCCUCCUCUACAAAAGAUGAAUUACUAUCCAAAAAGAUCGAUAUUGAUGUAAACAAACUGUUUGAAUAUUCCACCAAGAAUUUGCAUACGUUUGGGUAUCCACCAUCUAGGUUGACUGUGGCUUCGGAGAGUAGCGCAAGUAAAGCGGGUUUAACCAAUUCAGCUAUUGCUGUCACUGCUACAGUUACUGCUUCUCCCACUGUCAUCACAAACGGGACAGGCAUCCCUCUGUCGUCCACUGCUGUUGUCUCGGGUUCUACCACCUCAAAUUCCUUAGCAUUAGAUGGAAGCUCCACCCAAAAGAUGAAGGUUACCGAGAUAUUUGAUAAACCGAACAGCGUUACCAAACCAGUGGAAAAAGAAAGUAAAUCCAAAGUUCCUACCAGUGUUUUACCUUGGAAGACAAGAUGGAAACCAUUUCCCGAAGAUAAAAAAAAUUGGAACCGAUUUUUAUCCACGAAUUCUGAAGAAAUGUCGAAAUCAAUGCAAUUUUCAUUUAAUGACCUGAAAUUGCGCGGAUUUGCUGGCCAUAAUGCGGCCAUUCGAACGUUUGCAGUCAACGAACCUGCAAAGAUUUUUGCAUCGGGAUCGCGAGACAAAACUGUCAAAAUCUGGUCGUUGAAUGUGCACGAAGGGAUCGAGAACUGGGAAAGCGAUCCAUUUUCGGAAAGUUUGGUGACUUACACUGGGCAUCGAAGAGGGACAAUCAAUGAUGUGCAUUUCUUAUCAACAGGCGGUCUGAAUGAUAUUGUAGCCAGUUGUGAUGGUCAUGUUCAUUUAUGGGAUCCCGAAACAGGAACUGGACUUCAUCAAUUCAAUGCGGGCCGAUCAUCCGUGGUUUCCGUCAAACCAAUAUUUCAAUCACGACAUUUAGUAGGAGGUACGAUCGAAGGCAAUAUUACAUUUUUCGAUGCACAUAAUUACAUACCGUUACAUACUUGGAAAUCGAGCUCCAUGAUGUCGGGCGUAAUUCGAGUGAUUGCGGUCAAUCAAGCAGAGACGUUAGUUGCGGUGGGAUUUUCCACCGGUGCUAUUUCAUUGAUUGAAUCGCGAACUGGCACUUUGGUAGCAAGCUGGAAGGGAGGUGAUACCGAAAUCACUUGUAUGAAAUUUUAUACUGAUGAUUUACUGCUAUCCUGUGCACCCGCAGAUCAUCUUAUAUGUUGUUGGAAUGUCAACCGUUUAGCACUUGUAAAGACCAUACCCGCAGCUCAAGAUGUCACCUCUUUGGAUAUAUACAAGGAUGAAAUCCUGACAAUUAAUGCAAAUAGCUCUGUGUCUUUUAUACCAAUUAAUGACGAUUUUCAAGCCUACUCUUCAAAAUUUAAAUCUUCCAUCAUUAAAUCGCAAGUCAGUUCGUUUGGUGUUGUGCACACGGACCAAUUGCUGCUCUUCGGGUGUGCUGAAGGAGAGAUCUUUUUGUAUGCCUAGACACGAUAGAAAUCCUGAGUUGCGCACAAGGGAAAUAAAAAUAUGUAUUGCUCUAGUCUACCUUAACUAGUUUAAAGUACACUUUUUUUUUAUAGUAGAGUAUUAAACUAUGACAUGAUGAAAG
Molecule: messenger RNA, 5562 nt
Organism: Mucor mucedo
Lineage: Eukaryota; Fungi; Mucoromycota; Mucoromycetes; Mucorales; Mucoraceae
Exons: 15
Coding region: 30-5438 (1802 amino acids)
Biological process (GO): protein phosphorylation
Molecular function (GO): protein binding; protein kinase activity; ATP binding
Source: RefSeq, a predicted model, not a curated record